AUACUAUAUUGAUUUUUCUUCUUAUACAUUGUAUACAUAUGCGUGUGUGUGUGUGUGUGUGUGUGUGUGUACAUAUAUUAUAGGGUAAUGCUGCAUAAAUUUUUUAAUGGACCGACAAUGUAUUCUAAUGCUGCCAUUAAUGGAGGCGACAACCUAUCGAUUCCCCGCUGAUCUUUAGCAGCAAAGUCUCUCUCUCUCUCUCUCUCUCUCUCUCUCUCUCUCUCAUACACACACAACACACACACACACACACACAACCACAAGGCCAUCUCUAUUUCACUCUCUUUAUACCAUUUGUAGUUGCAGAAAACAGUGAACCUUUUGAGCCUCAUAUAAUGCAACACAAUCAUCUGUUCCCUACUUCAAAAGCUACCACUACUCCAAACUCUUAAUAUCUCUUCCCCGUUAAGUUUCCACAACCUCCACUUUCAUUUUCUUCUCUCUCUAUCUCUCUGAAAUAUACUGUUCACAUACAUGGAUUUCCAACCCAACACUUCACUACAUCUUAGCCUUCCAAACAACAUUCAGCUCAAUCUCGAUCUUGCCCUCGAUCCUUCACCGUCUUCUUCUUCUUCUUCGUCGACCCUCGGUCCCUCCAAUCCUCGAAUCUUUUCUUGCAAUUAUUGCCAGAGAAAGUUCUACAGCUCUCAAGCACUUGGUGGCCAUCAAAAUGCUCACAAGCUCGAGCGGACUUUGGCGAAGAAAAGCAGAGAACUGAGUUCGGCGGUCCGAGCUCAUCACGGUCGGCACGGUACCAACUCCGGCUCUGGCAGCGGCUCGAGCCAUAUUGGACAUAUUGAUCAUCAUCAUCAUCAUCAUCAGCAAUCUCUUGAACAUGAAGGUGGUCAUCAUGGUGGCAGGUCUAAUUAUGAUGCUAUGAAUUAUGAGAGGAGAGAUAUUACAAGUACUUAUGGUGGUUCUGUAGAUGGAAUUACUACUUCCUGGCCUAGAGCUUAUACGACAUCUGAUCAAAAUGUUCAUCAGGAGGAGAUUAGUCAGCUUGAUUUGUCUUUAAGGCUUUGAAUUUUUUGCUGACAAACUCAGAUUUUCUAAUGUAAUUUUUAUGUGUCUGAUUUUCACCAUGACUUUUCAUAUAUAUGUUUGAGGUGCAAAUAUAUUUAUAUCUGAAUCAUUAGAGAAAUUAAAAAUGAUUCAAUCAAAUUUGUGCGCUACUAUAUAUAUAUAUAUAUAUAUAUAAUCAAGAGCUUUAAUUUUUAUCA
Ziziphus jujuba (common jujube) is the source of this 1220-nucleotide messenger RNA. RefSeq names its product zinc finger protein 7. Bases 475 to 1023 code for a protein of 182 amino acids. The record is from RefSeq and is a predicted model, not a curated record. Lineage: Eukaryota; Viridiplantae; Streptophyta; Magnoliopsida; Rosales; Rhamnaceae. Gene Ontology annotation, biological process: negative regulation of abscisic acid-activated signaling pathway. The transcript has a single exon.